UUUCUGCUUUCCCCAUCCAAUCCCGCACCUGCCCGUAUGUAUUGGUAUUACCAUUACAGAGUGUUAUUGACCACUAGCCGUUGCCCAGAUCACCACAGCUGUAGUUCGCAGCAACUCGAUGCCUUCUACCAGCCUUCUCCUAGCCUUCUCCUGUCUAGGACAUGGAAUUUUCCCCGAAUAUUGGUGUUAUUCUAUACAAGGCAGACGAUCAUCUACACAACGGCUAUUGCAUACUUUUCUUCAUCGAAAAGAAGUAUAACACUACCUCCUCUAUCUCCAUCGAUCUCUCCUGCAUCUGGACCGGGGAGGCUCCGUUCCAUGACCGAACUGUUAAGUUCGAUACAGGUAAUGACCGUCUCCAGACAUCAUCGCCUUUCGAUCGGGAACGGAGAGAGCGACUGACUGUGACUGACGGACUCUCGGGUUUUUUUAUGGAGAUUACCGCCAACUCUGUCCCCCGGUUCUCCCAUCAUCCAUCACACUCUCCAAAAUCUCACAAAAACAGGACACUUCAUCGUACACCUGAUCAUGGGGGGGGGUGGAUGGUCGCGUGUGCUGCUGCCCCUCCAGGGGAUUUUGACACGAUUAGAAGCGCCUGCAUCGGCUUACAUUGUCCGGUGUACAUGGACUAGGUAGACCCUACAGCCGUAGAUAAGUCGAGUAACUACACCGGCG
Molecule: messenger RNA, 675 nt
Organism: Aspergillus eucalypticola CBS 122712
Lineage: Eukaryota; Fungi; Ascomycota; Eurotiomycetes; Eurotiales; Aspergillaceae
Exons: 1
Coding region: 162-632 (156 amino acids)
Source: RefSeq, a predicted model, not a curated record